AUGGACUUCCGGAAGGACGCGAGCCGCCUCUGGCGCACCAUCAAGAGUCUAGACGGCAAGCCCUUCAACCCGCCGAACGGGCCCUUCUCCUCCUCCGGCGUACAGCACACGCGUGCCGACCGACUAGCGGACCUCUUCAACACGCAGUACACCCGUGUGCGGCCGCACGACCGCGACCCUCUCAUGCGGAGGACAGUCAGGAAGGUCAAGCGAACGCCACUCGAAGAUGCACCGCAGUUCACCAUAGUGGACGUCGCCGCCGCCAUCCGCCGCGCCAAGAACUCGAAGGCAGCCGGACCAGAUGGCAUCACCAUGCUGCACCUCAAGCACCUCGGCCCGCUCGGCCUCGAACGCCUCACCGACGUCAUCAACGUUUCGCUUGCGUGCUGCUCCAUUCCGGCCAUCUGGAAGAGGUCGACCAUCAUCCCACUUCCAAAAGCCGGCAAGGACCCGUCGCAGUCGACGUCGUACGGCCAGUCUCCUUGCUGUGCCCGGCAGCCAAGAUGCUAG
Messenger RNA from Aphelenchus avenae, 510 nucleotides. Lineage: Eukaryota; Metazoa; Nematoda; Chromadorea; Rhabditida; Aphelenchidae. The record is from the annotation of a GenBank genome assembly.